Messenger RNA from Dromiciops gliroides (monito del monte), 762 nucleotides. Its product is annotated as chloride intracellular channel protein 1-like. The transcript is spliced from 2 exons. The record is from RefSeq and is a predicted model, not a curated record. Lineage: Eukaryota; Metazoa; Chordata; Mammalia; Microbiotheria; Microbiotheriidae. The coding region runs from base 1 to 762 and encodes 253 amino acids.
AUGAGUGAAGAAGUCACUGCUCCUUUAUACUUAUUGAAGUCUAAGGAAAAGCCAAUUAUCCCUGCUUUUCUGUUGUCCCGACACCUUUAUGAGGCCUCCCAGCGUGCGCUAGGUCGUUUUUCAUCAAGGAGAAUCAAGACAGUACAGCAGUUGUUUACUGGAGGUCAGCUCCCAUUUUUACUGGAUGGCAAUGAAUUACACAUGGACACUAACAAGAUUGAAGAGUUUCGGGGGGAGGUGCUGAGUGCCCCUAGGUGCCCCAAGUUGACAGCAAAGAACCCAGAAUCCAGCAUAGCUGGCCUAGAUGUCUUCACCAAAUUUUCUGCCUACAUCAGGAAUUCAAACCCAGCACUCAAUGCCAACUUGGAGAAGGGACUUUUGAAAGCCCUGAAGAUUCUGGACAAUGAUCUGACAUCACCACUUCCAGAGGAGGUUGAUGAGACAAUUACAGAAGAUGGGGAUGUUUCCCACAAAAGGUUUCUGGAUGGUGAUGAGCUUACAUUGGUUGACUGUAACCUACUUCCCAAGCUCCACAUUGUACAGGUUGUAUGUAAGAAAUAUUGGGGAUUUUCCAUCCCAGAAGAGUUUCAAGAGGUGCAAAGAUAUCUGUGCAAUGCUUAUGCCAGAGAGGAAUUUGCCUCUCCUUGUCCAGAUGCUGAGGAGAUAGAGCUGGCCUAUGAGCUCAUAGCCAAAGCCCUACAGUUGCCAUGGACAGAGCUUCUUUCCUCCCCUCCCCUUCUUCUUUACGAAAUGGCUUCAUAA